AUGAGUGUCGGCAGUGGGCAAUGGCUGCGCACCGUCUCCUUGUCGACAAUAAUAGCAUUAUCGUGUACAAUGUUUGCGUUCGCCGUCACGUCCAUCGAGGCGCAGGCAGUGCAGCAGUGCCCGCCUCACGGUAAUAUUGCUCCAUGCUCCUGCCAUGUCAAAAAGAAUGGUCUUGACUUGCUGUGCGAGUUCACGGACAUGCAACACAUCAGCGUUGCUAUGGAUGCCCUCAAAGGGAAAUCUUCAAUUAUCUUCUAUUUAAAACUGAGGCAUAACAUUCUACCAAAACUGCAAGGUUUCGUGUUUCUUGGACUGGAUAUACGCCAUCUAACGAUACAUAACAGCAGUCUGGCUGUUGUUGAAGAAUCGUCGCUUAGCUCAAUAGGAAAGGCUUUGACCCAAUUAGAUGUGUCGCAAAAUGGGUUGCAAAGUGUUCCUUCUCCAGCGUUAAAAAAUCUGAAUCACCUUUUGAUUCUUAAUAUGAAUCAUAACAAAAUAAGUUCUUUACACGCAAAAGCAUUCGAAGGUUUGGAUACCCUGGAAAUACUUACUCUUUAUGAAAAUAAAAUUUCCAACAUCGAACCAGAUGCAUUUAAAGGACUUGAGAAAAAACUCAAGCGGCUAAAUUUGGGUGGUAACGAUCUUGUGGCAGUGCCACAACGAUCCCUUGCCAUUUUGGAAAUGUUGAAAAAACUAGAAAUACAAGAAAAUCGCAUAUCUUCAAUAUCAGAAGGCGAUUUUGAAGGACUUCGUAGUCUAGACUCUCUGGGUUUGGCUCACAAUCAUCUCAAAGAAGUUCCACCAAGAGUAUUUUCUCAUUUGACGUUGCUAAAUUCGCUGGAACUGGAUGGGAACUCUAUCACAUAUAUAGAUCCCGAUGCAUUUGCAGGACUGGAAGAAAAUCUUCAGUACCUACGUUUAGGAGAUAAUAAUUUACAUAGCAUUCCAUCAGAAGCCUUGCGACCACUUCAUAGAUUAAGGCACUUGGACCUAAGAUCAAACAAUAUAUCAGUUAUAUUAGAAGACGCCUUUACUGGAUAUGGAGACUCCAUAACGUUUCUCAAUCUUCAAAAAAAUGAUAUAAAGACAUUACCAGCUAUGGGAUUUGAAAAUUUAAAUUCUUUAGAAACAUUGAAUCUUCAAAAUAAUAAACUAACGCAUAUACCUGAAGAAAUAAUGGAGCCUAUAGUUGAUACUCUAAGAGUAGUGGAUAUAAUGGAUAAUCCGUUAAUAUGUGAUUGUGAGAUACGCUGGUAUAGAGAUUGGUUACGAAAUCUGAAAGACAAAGAUGAUGAAAUGAUGCAGAAAAAACGCACAAUAUGCACAAUGGAAAACGAGCACAGGGAGUACGCUGUGCAGAGCGUGCCCUUCGAGAAAAUGAACUGCAUCUGGAAGAACAUGGGUCGCAGUUCAUCCGCAAUCAGGCAGGAAGCCCACAUCAGGAUCACCUUCGCUAGCCUCCUGACAACUUCAUUAUGGUUAAUCAAACUUUCGGUCUGA
Messenger RNA from Ctenocephalides felis (cat flea), 1500 nucleotides. RefSeq names its product leucine-rich repeat-containing protein 70-like. Gene Ontology annotation, cellular component: extracellular matrix. The record is from RefSeq and is a predicted model, not a curated record. The coding region runs from base 1 to 1500 and encodes 499 amino acids. NCBI's taxonomy places the organism in Eukaryota, Metazoa, Arthropoda, Insecta, Siphonaptera, Pulicidae. The transcript has 6 exons. Gene Ontology annotation, molecular function: protein binding.